Molecule: messenger RNA, 3658 nt
Organism: Lycium ferocissimum
Lineage: Eukaryota; Viridiplantae; Streptophyta; Magnoliopsida; Solanales; Solanaceae
Product: subtilisin-like protease SBT2.2
Exons: 10
Coding region: 303-2531 (742 amino acids)
Biological process (GO): proteolysis
Molecular function (GO): serine-type endopeptidase activity
Source: RefSeq, a predicted model, not a curated record
CAAAAACAAAAGCAAAAAGUUCAAUUUUUCCUCAGGCAACUUUGGUUCAUAGUAUAGGAUUAUUUAUGAAUAAACAAAACGUUCAUAUGCACAGCAUCCAAGAAAGUGGCUUCUUCAGCUUAUUAAAUGCAGGUCUCUCUCUCCUCUCUCAGUUUUGAGCUUGGUUUGUACCCUUUAGCUUAGCUAACACAAUUCUUGUACUCUUGUUUCUUCUUUGGUUGGUACUUGAAGAAGCAAAUGGGUAGUUGUUUUCGGUGAAAAUAAGGACUUUAAUUUUGUCUAAUUCUUGAACGAGGAGGGUAAUGCUCAAAAUGGACAGAUUCUUGGUGAUGGUGGGGGUAGUAUUUUUAGGGAUUUUUGUGGGUUGUGGUUGGUCUCAAGAGAAUGCUGCAAUGUAUAUUGUGACUCUGAAACAAGCUCCAAUUUCUCAAGAACUCAAGUUGACCAGAAAUGCUGGUUCAGGAACACUUAGUAGAUUCCACAAACCAAGCAAUAUUUCACAUAUAGAUCUCAUGAAUGGUUCCUACGUUUCUCAACUGCAUGAUUCUUUAUUGAGGAGGGUGUUAAGAGGAGAAAAGUAUCUAAAAGUAUACAGCUACCAUUACUUGAUCAAUGGAUUUGCUGUGCUUGUAACACCCCAGCAGGCAUUCAAGCUUGCAAGGAGGAGAGAGGUGUCGAAUAUUGCUUUGGAUUUCUCAGUCAGGACUGCUACCACACACACACCAGAGUUUCUAGGUCUACCUCACGGGGCAUGGGCUGAAGAAGGUGGAUAUGAAACCGCCGGGGAAGGCGUUGUAAUUGGUUUCAUUGAUACUGGAAUUGAUCCUACACACCCCAGCUUCAAUGAUAAGAAAACAUAUCCUGUUCCUGAGCACUUCUCUGGCAUUUGUGAGGUCACUCUUGAUUUUCCAUCCGGAUCUUGCAACAGGAAGCUUGUUGGUGCCCGUCAUUUUGCAGCAUCUGCUAUAACCAGGGGGAUAUUUAAUGCAACUAAGGACUAUGCUUCUCCUUUUGAUGGUGAUGGUCAUGGAACGCAUACAGCUUCCAUUGCAGCAGGGAACCAUGGGAUCCCCGUUAUUGUAGCUGGACAUAACUUUGGAAAUGCUAGUGGAAUGGCUCCUCAUUCACACAUUGCAGUUUACAAGGCAUUAUACAAGAGUUUCGGUGGCUUUGCUGCAGAUGUCGUUGCUGCGAUAGACCAGGCAGCCCAGGAUGGCGUGGAUAUAAUCAAUUUAUCAAUCACUCCAAACAGGCGUCCUCCUGGUUUGGCAACUUUCUUUAAUCCGAUAGACAUGGCCUUGCUGUCAGCCGUAAAAGCUGGCAUAUUUGUGGUACAAGCAGCUGGCAAUACUGGACCAUCACCUAAGAGUGUUGCUUCCUUCAGCCCAUGGAUCUUCAGUGUUGGUGCUUCAACCCAUGACAGGGUUUACAGUAACUCUAUAGUGCUGGGCAACAACAUCACCAUAUCUGGAGUUGGAUUUGCACCUGGAACAGAUGACAUGUACACAUUGGUUUCUGCAAUUCAUGCUUUGAAUGACACAGCUGCUAAAGAUAUGUAUGUUAGUGAAUGCCAAGAUGCGAGUAAGUUCAAUCAAACACUCAUUCAAGGGAAUCUUUUGAUUUGUAGCUACUCCAUCCGGUUUGUGCUUGGACUUUCCACCAUCGAACAGGCCUCAGAAACUGCUAAGAACCUUAGUGCAGCUGGAGUUGUAUUCGCCAUGGAUCCUUUUGUUAUCACCUUUCAACUUAAUCCAGUUCCAAUGAGAUUGCCUGGAAUUAUAAUCCCUUCUCAAGAUGAUUCAAAAAUUUUACUUCAGUACUACAAUUCUUCUCUUGAGAAAGAUGAAACUACAACAAAAAUUGUCAAGUUCGGGGGAGUUGCCUGUAUUUUGGGGGGAAUAAAAGCAAAUUUCAGCUUAUCUGCUCCGAAGGUUAUGUAUUAUUCUGCGAGGGGACCAGACCCAGAAGACAGUUCUGUUGAUAAUGCAGACAUAUUGAAACCCAACCUAGUUGCUCCAGGAAAUUCUAUAUGGGCUGCUUGGAGUUCCUGUGGUGCUGAAUCAAUUGAAUUUCAAGGGGAAAACUUUGCAAUGAUGUCUGGUACAAGCAUGGCUGCCCCUCAUAUUGCUGGUUUAGCAGCCUUGAUCAAGCAAAAAUUUCCCACCUUUAGUCCUGCUGCAAUUGGAUCUGCACUUUCUACGACAGCCUCUCUCCAUAAUAAAUAUGGGGGCUCUAUACUAGCCCAGCGCGCAUAUGCUAACCCAGAUACGAAUCAGUCUCCUGCAACACCUUUUGACAUGGGAAGCGGAUUCGUGAAUGCUACUGCAGCGCUGGAUCCAGGCCUUAUUUUAUAUACAAGUAAAUCAAUGAGAUUUAAACAUGGCUUAGCAGAAAAAUCUAAGAAUCAGAUUGACGAGACUAAAAUUGCAAUGGAAUUACAUCAAAAUUGUCUGAAGAAAAAAUCUGCUCUGGACCUGGAGUCGCUGUCACGGGGCUUGGAGGGCUCAAUGUUGGCGGCGGAGCUAAUGUAACCGCGGCGGCGGCAAGGAAACCACUGUAUCUGGUGGCGGUGGCGCUAAAUUAGGGCUAGGAUUAUCAGUAGGUGGUGGUGGUGGUAAGUUAGGAUUUGGAUUAUUAUUAGGCUGUGAAGGAGUAGAAAUUGGCAAUGGUGAUAUUGCUGAAAUUGGCAACUAUUGGGUUUUCAUACUGAAUUUGUUCACAAGAAUUAUCGGAACACUAUAGUUUUGUUCACUCACUGUCCAGAAUUUCUUGCUCGCCGGAAAACAUGGAGCUGCCCCGGAGAAGAGAGAUGGACGAGUGCUGGGUUUGGGAAUUAGGAUUUCGGUUUAUUUUAGUUAGUUGGUCGGGUUUAAUUGGGUGGGCGGGUUAAACUAUUUUAAAUGGGUGAUCAUAUUUAAAUUGGGAGAAAAAGAAAUCCACAUAGACGCCAUGUAGGAAAAUAAAGGCGGGACAUGGGGAUUUAACGGAUGAGGGGCAAAUAUGAUCCUAAAGUAUGACGGUAAGGGUAAAUAUAUCAAAAAAGUAUAACGAAGGGCAAGUAUAACCCUUUUUGAAGAGUACAGGGGCAAAUAUGACCCUUUUCCGUAUUAUUUUUCUCCAUAUUGUCUCUGUCUACGCCUCCUGUUUCCAUGAGGAAACUUAAAAUUAUGGCAUGCGGGAGUCUCUUCCAACCUCUAUAUAAGACGAAACCUUCUUAGUCCCUGAAGUUUAGAAUCAAAUCUUGUAUAAAUAACAUUUUUGUAAUGAUAUGAAUGUUCUCAAAUUGAUCUUUAUGCAAGUGUAGGGUGUUAAGAAUCGAGACGUGUUUACUAUAAAGUUUAAAGUUUCUUGGUACAAAGACUAGGCAAGGCAAUCCAUUUGGCAAGGAGUGCCAUUGGGAGCUAGGUCAGGCAAACCCUCUCUGGGAAGUUUUUGCAUCUUUAGUUCAAACUAUAAUUUGCUUAUUUUGUUGAUUACUUCUCAUUAUACUGCAAUUCUUGCCCUACAUUAGUUCAAAUUUGAUGUUCUCUAAAAUAAGAUUUGGUUCAUUUAAAGGACUACGUGAGUGGUUUGAUUGAAAUGAGAAUUGAGAGUAGUUCACCGCAGAGUUAAUCACUAAAAUUGGUCUGAGAACAGUUCACCGCAGAGUUAAUCACUA